This is a messenger RNA of Cynara cardunculus var. scolymus (artichoke), 821 nucleotides long. Its product is annotated as putative GEM-like protein 8. The record is from RefSeq and is a predicted model, not a curated record. Bases 66 to 686 code for a protein of 206 amino acids. NCBI's taxonomy places the organism in Eukaryota, Viridiplantae, Streptophyta, Magnoliopsida, Asterales, Asteraceae. The transcript is spliced from 3 exons.
UUCAGCAUUAGCUUGAAUUCCCUACCAUCAAGGCAACGAAAUCACCAGCAAUUCAACAUCAAAAUAUGGAUACCAGAUUAUCAGGCAGUGUCAUGGGUAUUCCGAUCGUAUCAACCAGGGGACUACUUCUGUCUAAACCUUAUGAACCCAUUUAUCCUUUUUCUACUUCCAAAAUCAACGGUAUAGAAAGAAGAGGAAGUUUUGCAGUUCCGAUUAAAAAUCAUGCGAGCUUAGUACCUAAACUAAUAGAAAUUGUGAAACAAAAGUUAAAUUUUGGUGCUAGAAUCCUACCACUUGGUCGUGAAGCAAAAAUCUUCAGGAAAAGUUUCAGUACCAGGGAUGGUGAGAAGUUGUUGCACGCCUCCCACUGCUACAUAUACACAACAGCGGGUGCGAUUGCAGGCAUCCUCUUCAUGUCUACUGAAAGGGUUGGAUUUUGCAGUGAUAGAUCCCUUCAGACGUAUUCUACAGCUGGGGAGCUGUUAAAGUUCCAAUAUAAGGUGUCAAUUCCGUUGGGAAAGAUAAAGGGAGUCGGUGAGAGCAUGAACAUGAAGAGACCAUUGAACAAGUAUGUGGAAUUAGUAACCAUGGAUGAUUUCAGGUUCUGGUUUCUGGGCUUUCCAAAUUACAGGAAAACUCUAAGACACCUUCAUAGGACAAUUAGCCCAGACUGCUUAAGCAACUGAUGAAGAACAUUAGCCCUCAAUUCCGUGUAAAUUUCAAAUAGACAACAUUUUGUUGUACCAUUACGUUCACCAAUGGGAACAUGUAUAUUUGUUGAUAGAGGAGAGACAAUGAGAAUGACUCAUUUCCUAUCUUAA